This is a messenger RNA of Saimiri boliviensis boliviensis (Bolivian squirrel monkey), 2866 nucleotides long. RefSeq names its product LDL receptor related protein 11 (gene LRP11). The record is from RefSeq and is a predicted model, not a curated record. Lineage: Eukaryota; Metazoa; Chordata; Mammalia; Primates; Cebidae. Gene Ontology annotation, molecular function: protein binding.
AGGGCCGCGCAGAGGGGCGGGGCUCACCAAGGCUCCACCCAGCAGCCCCUGUUCGCACGCCGGGUGCUGAUCCGCGCGGAGGCCGACCCGCCACCACCCAGCGCUCAGCGGGCCCGGGCGGAGAGGCGCAGCGCGCCAGGUAGCCUCCGGCGAGGGCGAGGGCGAGGGCCGGUGCUGGCCGGCUAUGCCUCCUGCCGCUGCGGUUCAGGCCGGCGCCCGCGCGCCCGCGGCCUCGGAGAAGCAGCCGGGUUCCGGGGGUGCUGCGCUGUGAGGCCGGGGCCUAGAGCCCGCUGCCGCCGCUGAGGAGCGGCCCAGGAACCGAGCUUGCCAGCGCUCGCGCCCCCGCCUUCCUCCCGCGCUCGACCCAGCCUUGGCUCGCUGCCCUCGGCUGCCGGGCGCCAUGGCCUCCGCCGCCAGGGAGAGCGCGGGAUCGGUGCGCCGGCCACUGCCGCGUCACCGAGCGCUGCGCGGGCUGCUGCUGCUCUGCCUGUGGCUGCCGAGCGGCCGCGCGACCGGGCCGCCCGCGGCGCCGCUGUCCGAGCUGCACGCGCAGCUGUCAGGCGUGGAGCAGCUGCUGGAGGAGUUCCGCCGGCAGCUGCAGCAGGAGCGGCCGCAGGAGGAGUUGGAGCUGGAGCUACGCGCGGGCGGCGGCCCCCAGGAGGACUGCCCGGGCCCGGGCGGCGGCGGCUACAGCGCCUUGCCGGACGCCAUCAUCCGCACCAAGGACUCCUUGGCGGCGGGCGCCAGCUUCCUGCGGGCGCCGGCGGCCGUGCGGGGCUGGCGGCAGUGCGUGGCGGCCUGCUGCUCCGAGCCGCGCUGCUCGGUGGCUGUGGUGGAGCUGCCCCGGCGGCCCGCGCCCCCGGCCGCCGCGCUCGGCUGCUACCUCUUCAACUGCACGGCGCGCGGCCGCAGCGUCUGCAAGUUCGCGCUGCACCGCGGCUACAGCAGCUACAGCCUCAGCCGCGCCCCGGACGGCGCCGCCCCGGCCACCGCGCGCGCCUCGCCCCGGCAGGAAAAGGAUGCACCUCCGCUUAGCAAGGCUGGGCAGGAUGUGGUUCUGCAUCUGCCCACAGACGGGGUGGUUCUAGACGGCCGUGAGAGCACAGAUGACCACGCCAUCAUCCAGUAUGAGUGGGCGCUGCUGCAGGGGAACCCAUCAGUGGACAUGAAGGUGCUUCAAUCAGGAACCCUGAAGCUGUCCCACCUACAGGAGGGAACCUACACCUUCCAGCUGACCGUGACGGACACUGCUGGGCAGAAAAGCUCUGACAACGUGUCAGUGACAGUGCUUCCCAUGGCCUACUCCACAGGAGGAUGUCUGCACACUUGCUCGCGCUACCACUUCUUCUGUGAUGAUGGCUGCUGCAUUGACAUCACGCUCGCCUGCGAUGGGGUGCGGCAGUGUCCCGACGGGUCCGAUGAAGACUUCUGCCAGAAUCUGGGCCUGGACCGCAAGAUGGUAACCCACACGGCUGCUGGUGCUGCCCAGCCAAGAACCACAGGGCUGAGUGAAGACGCAGGGGACGAAUCCUUGGUGGAAAAGUCUCAGAAAGCCACUACCCCAAACAAGACACCUGCAUUAUCAAACACAGAGAAGAGGAAUCAUUCCACCUUUUGGGGACCAGAGGGUCAAAUCAUUCCUGGGAUGCCAGAUAGAAGUUCCUCAGGGAAGAACAGAAAAGAGGAAAAUUAUAUUUUUGAGUCAAAGGCCAAUGGAAGAGGAGGGGAACACCCAGCUCCAGAAACAGGUGCAGUGCUACCCCUGGCACUGGGUUUGGCCAUCACGGCUCUGCUGCUUCUCAUGGUUGCGUGCCGACUACGACUGGUGAAACAGAAACUUAAAAAAGCUCGUCCCAUUACAUCUGAGGAAUCGGACUACCUCAUAAAUGGGAUGUAUCUAUAGUAAUGUAAUUUAAAGAGCUUGGGGCAAGGACAUGUUUUGUUUAUAAUCUAUACUUCUAUUAAGUUCUAGAUAUUUACAGCCUCUUUUGUUUUUAAUUGGGCCAGAAAAUUCUGCAAAUCCCAAAUCUUUGUCUUUAUUAUUUAUUGUAAAAAAAAAUUCUCUUUAGAAAGUCAUAAAAUAUUUUGAAAUUUAGAGAGGAAUUCAUGAUUAAAGAUUUCUAAAAAUAUAAUUCUGGUUUAUGUAAGCUUUCCCCAAAAACAGAAAUUUGUACUUAGCUGAGACAGAAAAUUCAGCAUCUCAGGAGUUGGUUUUAGGAUGAGUGUGUUAAUCCUUUACUUUUUAGAAGCCACUGUUGGCCCCUUCCAGUGCUUUAGGCACAGCUCCCCUUGUUCUGUGCCCUUUCCUUCCUCCUUUCAGCUCCAGUCUUCUUCUUUUCCCCCUCUAAACCCAUUUCUGAGAGUGGAUCUCAAGCAAGUUCAUGCCUUCAAUCAGAUGUUACUUAUAGCGGAUUAACCUAAAUUAUAAACCUUAUGUACAGGUCAGUGAGCAUCGGGGAAGAUGAGUGUGAAUCCUUCCCAAUGCCUCUGAUGUCAUGUCAUAUAGGUGGCUGCCUCCUUAGACUGACCUUUGGGAGAAAAAAAACCCAGACUUUGAAUUAGAAACAGCUCUAAGAUGGUGAUGCAGUGAGAUAGGAAAUCAAGAUGGAAGCAGAGAAUCUGGUGUGCCAAAAACAAACAGAAACUUAGUUGAGGGCAAAGAGAGCAAGGAGAACGUUCAAUACUUCAUACAUCAAGUCGACAUGGCUCCAUGGUUGAGAGCACAGCAGCUCAUUUACAUAUAUAGCCUUUGUUGAUGAAAGAGAAAAAUGCAAAUUGAAAAGAGGAAAUUGAGUGGAUUUCUGGAUACAGCUUUUGUAAAAAUGUCAUCAUGUCUUUCAUCCAAUGGAAUGAGCCAAUUUUUUUU